GUAAAUACCAGAUGAGCGUUGAAUUAAGAACAAAUGUACACUGCGAUCUCCCCUCCCCGGGGUCAGAUGUCCGACAGGUGAAAGGAGACGUGACUUACUAUCACUAUGGAUGUGACGGAGUUGAUGAUAGGGGCUGGGGAUGCGGGUAUAGGACACUUCAGACUAUGUGUGAUUGGGUAAUAAACCAGCUAACACGCAACGACAAAACUAUGGAUGAUAAAAUGGCCGUUCCAUCUCUAAGUAACAUACAAGAAGCCUUGGUUACCAUGGGAGACAAACCGGCGUCAUUUGUGGAUUCAAGGGAAUGGAUAGGCAGCUUUGAAGUUUCAAUAUGUAUGGAUUAUUUCAUGCAGGUACCAUGUAAGAUCAUACACGUCACUUCCGGUGCGUUGCUAGGUGAACACCUGGAUACACUAAAGAAGCAUUUCGAGGUUAUUGGAGCUCCAGUGAUGAUGGGUGGGGACAGUGACAAUGCAUCGAAAGGUGUCCUGGGUGUGUGUUCUGAUCCUCCAUCACUACUCAUUCUGGACCCCCAUCACUACGGUCAAAUAAAGUCACUGUCCGACCUGUAUGAGCGGAACAUGGUUUCUUGGCGCCCCCUGGAUACCUUUGUGAAGGACUCCUUUUAUAACUUAUGUUUACCACAAUAUCCAAAUUCGUGACACUGGAAAGGACCGAACUCGCUAUGUCACUAACAAUACCCAAACACUUUGGUGAAUGAGAUUCAAUAUCACGUGAUCGAAGGAUUGAUGCAGUUAAUCUGUUUACGAUGGAGGUCUAAUCUGCCUUCGACAUAUAUUAUUUUAUGGUAACAACGUUAAGUCACACCAGAUCAUGCUGAUUUAUCAUUUGUCAAGUAUUUUUCUCCAAGAAAAGUGUUGAUACCUGCUGGAGAUGAUAGCUUUUGAAAUAGAAUUAUUUGUUAUCUGGUCAGUGGUUGGUAUUGAUGUCUUCAGGUUUUGUUAUCAUUAUCCGUUGAUCUAGAAGAUAUUAUCUAUCUUUAAAAUCAGGGUAGUCCGCCUGACCAUAUUUCUGAUGUUCCUUCAGUUUUAGCCACCUAUUCAGCAUCUGAUGUUAUCAGCAGGUCAUGUUCAGUUUUUAGGUCAUCUGACCCGAAGGCUCAUUCAUUGCUCGCCGUCGCGCAGUCCGUAAACCUUUAUUUUAAAACACUGCUCUUGCUUGGUAUGAAACAUCAUUUGUUCGAACCAAGGAACCUGGGGAUUGGGCCCCAAAAGGUAGUUAGACAGUACUUUACUGCAAAACGCUACUCUUCAUUAAUGCUUGAAUGGAUUUCAUUCAAAUUGUCUGAAACAUCAAUAGAGGUAAGCAAUAAAUUCCUAAAUUUAGAAGUUGAUUCGACUCUUAAGGACUGCUACUACUGAAUGCCUGUUGAUUUCAACCUAAUGUGAUCUGAAACAUUUUCGUAUAAAAUUUUGUAACUAAGUAGAGGUCAUAGAAACUAAAAUCGAACUUCACUUUUGAAAGGUAU
Ylistrum balloti is the source of this 1489-nucleotide messenger RNA. RefSeq names its product ufm1-specific protease 1-like. The transcript has 5 exons. Lineage: Eukaryota; Metazoa; Mollusca; Bivalvia; Pectinida; Pectinidae. The record is from RefSeq and is a predicted model, not a curated record. The coding region runs from base 12 to 662 and encodes 216 amino acids.